Messenger RNA from Talpa occidentalis (Iberian mole), 4829 nucleotides. RefSeq names its product SH3 domain containing 19 (gene SH3D19). Gene Ontology annotation, molecular function: protein binding. The transcript is spliced from 20 exons. The coding region runs from base 73 to 3075 and encodes 1000 amino acids. The record is from RefSeq and is a predicted model, not a curated record. NCBI's taxonomy places the organism in Eukaryota, Metazoa, Chordata, Mammalia, Eulipotyphla, Talpidae.
UUUGGCAGUUCUUGGGAUAGGAUUUAGCUGUGAUGUCUCAGCAGCCAAUACUCCUGUUUGCUAGAAGAAUGAAUGUUUCAGUCCUUAUUGGUGCUCUGGGUAGCACAGUACAGCAUGUGGAAGUAUCGCAACGAACGAAAUAAACCAGAGCAUCGUUCUUCAAGCCAAGGACCCUUGUCAUCGAUUAGAGCGGUGAUCAAGAGAUCUUCUCGACCUUCUAUUCAGAGUGAGCUUCAUCGAGAUAGGAGACGCCCCGAGAUCACCAUUGUGGCAGCUGAGCCGCUGAGGCCGACCUCAUGGUUUCCAGGAGCCCCACCCCCAGGGCUGGGAUUUCCCCCAUCUUCUGCAGCAAGCCCAUGGAGGUCCAAUGAACUUGUUCCUGCUGAGCUCCCACCAUCUUAUGAACAAGUCAUAAAAGAAAUCAACCAAGUUCAAGUUAAUACUACAAAUAACAAUAAUGCUGCUGCCACUCCAAGGCACACUAUCACUUCUGCAACUCAGACUGACUUUUCAGAAGAAAUAGACAGCCAUCUGCCUCAAAGUAAUGCAACACUACAGGCACCUCUCAAGCCUCUUCAGCCUUCCCCGGCCGCCUCAGCCUGUGAUCUUCUGACAAACGUGGGGCCUUUAAUAGUCUUUGAUAUUUCUGAAGAACAGCCUUGUCCAGAAAAUUCCAGUGCUACAAGAUGUCCAGUGCCAAGACCAAGAUCCAAAAGCAACCUCAGACCAGUAGCCAGAGAUACUCACAUUGAAGAGCAGAAUCCCCAGAAAUCCAGCCUUGCACCCUCCCCCAGCCAGCGCCCAUCUCUGCUGGACAGCGCCAACGGCGUGGACAGUCAGGCAGUAAUAAACAUUAUGAACACCGAACCAAGCCAGAAUAGUCUUGUUUCACGGAUCAAAGCAUUUGAGGGUCAGACAAAUACAGAAACCUCGGGGCUGCCGAAGAAACCAGAAAUUGCUCCGCGCUCACUCCCUGCCAGGCCUCCUGUUUCCUCAGGGAAACCCUCAGUGGCUCCCAAACCAGCUGCUAACAGAGCAUCUGGAGAAUGGGACUCCUGGACUGAAAACAGACACAAGGUGGCCUCCAGGGAAGGGCUUACCCCACAUUCCUCAGUGCAAGAAGCAGGGGCCAGUUCAACAACCAAACCUCAACUGCCAAAGAAACCAAAUCCUGGCCUUAAACGAAGUGUUAACCACGAGGCUGCGGGAGGAGGCCCCUCGGCUGGGAGCCCGGAUGAUGAGAAGAAGGCCCCAGUCCCCGCUCCUCGGCCUUUGCUGCCCAAGAAAACAGUUUCCUCAGAAAACCCCACCCAGCCUGCAGUUUUGUUGAAACCGCUCACUGUUCCUCCCCGACUCUCAGUGGCAUCACAAGCCAAAGCAUUCAGGUCACUGGGAGAAGGAUCCCCGGCCAACCCCCAGGUUCCAGUUCUGCAAACCAAGUCUCCUGGAGACUUUGACCUCAUCAGCUUUGAUGAUGAUGUUUUACCCACCCCAUCUGAAAGCUUGGUGAAAGAAUCUGCUGGUUCAGAGGCGGUUCUGGAUCCCUUUCAGCUUCCCACAAAAACAGAACCAACAAAAGAACGAGCAGUUCAACCAGCACCCACCAGGAAGCCCACUGUGAUUCGAAUUCCAGCCAAACCAGGAAAAUGUUUACAUGAGGAUCCACAAAGCCCACCACCUCUCCCUACUGAAAAACCUAUUGGAAACACUUGCAAUACAGUAGCUGGAAAACUCAAUGUUGACAGAACUAGGAAUUUGGAAUCCCACCAUGCUGGUCAAACAGGAGGAUCUGUGCGAGGACCCCCAAGAUUGCCGCCAAGACCUGUAAAUGGAAAAGUCAUUCCAGCUCGACAGCCACCUCCCAAGGGGGCUCCUGAGAGACCGCCUCCCCCCAAACUUCCUGCAACCAGAACAUCAAAUCAAAAACUGCCUUUUAGUCGAUCUUCUUCUGACAUGGAUCUUCAGAAAAAGCAAAGUAGCUUGGCAUCUGGACUCUCAAAAGCCAAGAGUCAAGUCUUUAAAAAUCAAGAUCUGGUGCUACCCCCUCGCCCCAAACCAGGACACCCUCUCUACAAGAAAUACAUGUUGUCUGUGCCUCGUGGAAUUGCCAGUGAAGACAUUGUCUCGCAAAACCCCGGAGAACAGUCUUGUAAGGAGCCAAGCCACGCUCAGAAGCCUGCUGACAGGAGCACUCCUCACGCUGUCGUGCUUCAUGACUUCGCAGCAGAACAAGCUGAUGAUUUGAACCUCGCUUCUGGAGAAAUUGUUUAUCUUCUCGAAAAAAUAGGUACAGAUUGGUAUAGAGGGAAAUGUAGAAGCCAGACAGGUGUGUUUCCUGCCAACUACGUCAAAGUUAUUAUUGAUGUUCCAGGAGGAGGAAAUGGGAAAAGAGAAUCAGUGUCAUCCAAUUGCAUUAAAGGUUCAAGAUGUAUUGCUCGAUUUGAAUACAUUGGAGACCAGAAAGAUGAGUUAAGUUUCUCAGAGGGUGAAAUUAUUAUUCUUAAGGAGUAUGUGAAUGAAGAAUGGGCCAGAGGAGAACUUCGAGACAGAACUGGGAUUUUCCCCCUUAACUUUGUGGAACUUGUUGAGGAUCAACCCACCUCUGUCACAAAUGUUUUAAGCACAAAGGUAGCCCUGAAGACCAAAAAAGAAGAUUCUGGCACAAAUUCUCAGGCUAACUGUCUGUCUGGAGAAUGGUGUGAAGCUCUUCACAGUUUUACGGCAGAGACCAGUGACGACUUAUCUUUCAAGAGAGGGGACCGGAUCCUCAUCCUUGAGCGACUGGACAGCGACUGGUACAAGGGCAGACUGCGCGACAGGGAGGGCAUCUUCCCAGCAGUGUUUGUGCGACUCUGCCCAGCUGAGGCAAAAAGUAUGCCUGCUUUAUCACUGAAGGGGAGGAAAGCGAAAGCCCUAUAUGAUUUCCAUGGAGAGAAUGAAGAUGAGCUUUCCUUCAAGGUUGGAGAUGUAAUAACAGAGCUGGAAUCUGUAGAUAAUGACUGGCUGAGCGGAGAACUAAUGGGAAAGUCGGGAAUAUUUCCCAAAAAUUAUGUUCAGUUUUUACAAGUCAACUAAAGGUGAAGCUUGACUGUGUUCCUUGGCACAAGAACUCACUUGAACUUUCACUUUGACUAUCAGAUUUGUUUUUGCACUAUUUUUUUAAACUGAUAGACAUGCCUAUGCUAUACGUGGUACACAGAAUUUCCUGAAAGCAGACAGCAUCUAGGUUUUGCAGUUAGCUUUCACUCACAGUGGAAACAUGACCAGGGAAGCCCACGAGUCAGUGUUCAAGGGAAACGCUACAAGGGCCUGGAGGGCAGGUGCACCCUCCCCAGGGACGCAGGAGCUGAGGGAAGCUUACGAGCUGAAGUGGCACUGCACAUCUGUUUUCAUCAGCACAAAUAACCAUGCUUCUUCAGUUUCUGCUUUCGUUUAAAAAGAGGACGUUUGAUAGUCUACCUGCUGAAACUAUCAAGACAUCAUUUGGUAAUCUAAAUUUCAUUUUUGAUACUCAGAUUAAUUUUAACAGCUUGAGCGCAUUAUCCUUGUUACCAGGGCAAAGACUUGCUUCGGGAGGGGUAGUGCGUGGCCCAGGUGGAACCUCUCUAGGCACGUGGUGAAUCAGGCCAAACGCUCCCUGUGUUAGUGUUUCCUUUGUCCAAGUAUUUGAUGUGUCUUAGUCAGAAGAACCAAAAUCAUCCUGAAAUGUCUUGCUAAUACAACUAACCCUUCCACAUGCCUGCUGUACUUAUUUUUCCCCCAUGUAUACUUUAUGUUAACAGGGUUUUUAUAAAGUACAUUUUCUGAAUAUGCAAUCAUUCUUUUGACAAUUACUGGUACCCAAAGAAAUUCAUUUUCUUUGCAUUACCCCAGUAAUAUAUAAAAGCUGUUUCUUGUAGUAGUGGUACAUUAGGAAUUACAUGUAUCUCAAAAAACGGAGCAACUGUCAAGGUAGAAAACUGUGCCAACCCCCUGCGGCCCAUCUCUUCCCAGUAUAAGCAGAGUGAAAAGAUAAUUUAAGAAGACUGAAGGCUGUUACUUUUUUUAGGUUUUUCCUCUUAGCUCAACCCAUCCCUACAUAAUUAUUAGAGUAAAUAAAAAUCCACUUUCCUACUUUCUCCCGUUAAGCAUUCCAGGCUUGAGACAAAAAGUGGUUCUUGAUGUGACUCAAUCAAUUACACUUCGUGGGCAACAGCCCAAAUAGGUUGAAGACAAUCUUCCAAACAGAUCAAUGAAACAGAAUUUCACUGGAAAUGUAAACCACUUUCCCAGCAAUGCUCACAACUUCUUCUGUUUUUGAGAAGAGUUUCAGAUGCUUUUGUUACUGUUUCUCAUUGUCCAAAAAGUUUUAGGCAGCCAGAGGUCAAAGCCAUGAGGUGAGCACCAUGAGGAAUGCAGUUUUACUUCGCCUUUGAUAACGCUCAUCUCCCAGUCACAUGGUUACACUUCAUUUUGGAGGACAGAAACUGUUUCUUCCACAUGUUUUGAGUAAAGAAGACAAUAUAAAGAAAAUUCUUGUCAAAUACUACUCGAGUGAUUUCAUGAAAAAUGGAUGAUUUGAAACGUUUUCUCAACUAAAUUCCCAGUUGCAGAGAGCCAUACAAAGCGGGGGCAGAGAUGUAGGCAAGCUGUCUGGAGUAGGACGUGAGGUGUACUUUUUUGUCUGUGUAAUUUUAACAUAUUAAAGAUUGUGGAUACUUAGCUUUAUUGGAGAAAAAUAUCCCUCUUAAAAUUUGACCUGUCAGCAGAAUGAUAAGUGCAAUAGUUGUAAAUCUACUUGACGCUAUAAUAAAUUGAACUGAACUUUUCAAUCCUUUUACCAGACUGGG